AUGAAGACCCCGGCCCCGACGCUGGAGGAGACAGACCUUUCUGUUCAGGACCCUGCUCUUUUCCCCAAAGAGAAUCCAGAGGAUAAGUGCGGUAGGGGUCUCCUGGAAGCCAGACCUGAGGAACCAGUGACAUUCAGGGAUGUGGCUGUGGACUUCACCCAGGAGGAAUGGGGUCAGUUGGACUUUCCUCAAAGGGCCCUGUACCGGGAUGUCAUGCUGGAGAACUACCAGAACCUUCUUGCCCUUGGGCCUCCGGUCCACAAGCCAGAUGUGAUCUGCCACCUGGAACGAGGUGAGGAGCCAUGGAGGGUGAACAGAGAAGUCCCCUCAGGGAUAUGUCCAGACUGGGAGCCCAGGCCUGCGAUGAAGGAGGAGGGCUCUGCCCAGCAGAAUAAUCGCAAAGCACAAGUGGCCCAGGCGUGGCCGCAAGGGCCCAGCCUGGACGGGGUACGGGCCUGGGAGGUCCAGGUGGACACUCCAUGGAGAAGGGACGCUGUGCCCCGAGGGGACUUCACCCCCCAGGAGAGCUGCUGGGGACACGGUGGGUCUGGGGAGGGUGCCCCCCGCCGGUGUCCCCGCGUCACCACGCCCAGCGUCCUUGCCAGAGGACACGCACCUGUCAGAUGCCCCACAGCUGCCCAGAGCACCCAAGGCCACCAGCAAGAGCGCCCGGGCACCAAGGAUUUGCGAUCGGGGGGUGUACCAGGGCGGCGGCGCGGGGCGGGCGCCGGCGCGUUCCCGUGCGCCGAGUGCGGCAAGGCGUUCCCACGGAGCGCGGCCCUGGCGCUGCACCGGCGCUGGCACCGGCGCGAGAAGACGCACACGUGCGGGGAGUGCGGCAAGGCCUUCCCCUGGAGCGCCAGCCUGGCGGAGCACCAGCGGCGCCACAGGGGCGAGAAGCCGUUCCCGUGCGGCGAGUGCGGCAAGGCCUUCAGCUGCCGCUCGUCGCUCAACGUGCACCGGCGCCUGCACACGGGCGAGCGGCCGUACAAGUGCGGCGCCUGCGCCAAGGCGUUCAGCUGCAGCUCGCUGCUCGCCAUGCACCUGCGCGUGCACACCGGGGAGCGCCCGUACGCGUGCGCCGAGUGCGGCAAGGCCUUCAACCAGCGCACGCACCUCACCCGCCACCGCCAUGUGCACUCGGCCGAGAGGCCGCACCAGUGCGGCACCUGCGGCCGCGCCUUCCCCUGCCCCUCGGCCCUGGCCGCCCACCAGAAGACCCACAGCGGGGCCAAGCCGUUCCCGUGCGGCGACUGCGCCAAGGCCUUCCGCAGCCGCGCACGCCUCGCCCUGCACCGGCGCAGCCACACCGGGGAGAAGCCCUUCCCCUGCCCCGAGUGCGGCAAGGCCUUCAGCUGCCACGCGUACCUCGCGGUGCACCAGCGGAUCCACAGCGGGGAGAAGCCGUUCCAGUGCACCGACUGCGGCAAGGCCUUCAAGUCCCACGCCUACCUGGCCGUGCACCGCAGGGUGCACACCGGCGAGAAGCCAUUCGACUGCAGCACCUGCUGGAAAGCCUUCAGCUGCCACUCGUCGCUCAUCGUGCACCAGCGGGUCCACACCGGGGAGAAGCCCUACAAGUGUCCCGUGUGCAGCCGGGCCUUCAGCCAGAACCACUGUCUGAUCAAGCACCAGAAGGUCCACGACGGGGAGAAGGCCUUUCGGUGUCGCCAGUGCGGUGAGGCCUUCGGCUGGAGCGCGCACCUCCUGGAACACCAGCGGCUGCAUGCCGCCGCCGAGAGGCCCUUCGCCCUGCAGCUGGGCCGCCACCUGCUGAGCACCUACUACGUGCCUGCAGACCUGCUAGGCACCGAGGACACGGGUGGUCGGGAUGUGGAGCCCAUGAAUGCCCUGGAGGUGGCCAAGCUCUUGUGUGUGGUGCAGCCGCCACCCAGCAGGACUUCACCACCGGGAAGUAAGGCCAGCAGUUAGAGAGGAUGGCCUUGGUCAUGCCCUAU
This is a messenger RNA of Perognathus longimembris pacificus (Pacific pocket mouse), 1958 nucleotides long. It is a transcript of the gene Znf74, whose product is annotated as zinc finger protein 74. NCBI's taxonomy places the organism in Eukaryota, Metazoa, Chordata, Mammalia, Rodentia, Heteromyidae. Gene Ontology annotation, biological process: regulation of DNA-templated transcription. The record is from RefSeq and is a predicted model, not a curated record.